This is a messenger RNA of Drosophila mojavensis, 1240 nucleotides long. Its product is annotated as aspartic proteinase. The record is from RefSeq and is a predicted model, not a curated record. Gene Ontology annotation, molecular function: aspartic-type endopeptidase activity. The coding region runs from base 68 to 1201 and encodes 377 amino acids. Gene Ontology annotation, biological process: proteolysis; cell death. NCBI's taxonomy places the organism in Eukaryota, Metazoa, Arthropoda, Insecta, Diptera, Drosophilidae. Gene Ontology annotation, cellular component: lysosome. The transcript has a single exon.
CAGGUGUAUUGGCAGCUAACAGCGUCCAGAGCGAAAUAGCUCAGUUCUCGGACAAGCCUCAUCGAAGAUGUUACAAAUGUGUAUAAUAGUUUUUUACCUACUUCAAGUAUAUGUCAGCCCCUUGGCCAAGUCUCUCAUGCUCCGAGUGUCAUUGGAGGUGAAGGCGAAGCCUUUGGCCAGUCCGCAAUUGCACAGUUUUCUUGCAACUGAGACGCUGAAGCUAACACUGGAAAAUAGAGACAAUAUGGAGUACUAUGGGCGCAUUAGCAUGGGCACGCCCCCACAGCUGUUCAGGGUGAUCUUCGACACGGGCUCGGCCAACACGUGGCUGCCCUCGAGCAAUUGCCCGGAGAGCAAUAUCGCCUGCCAGCUGCACAGCCGCUACAAGGCGCGCAAGUCGAAGAGCCACGUGCCAAUUGGUCGCAACUACUCGAUGGCCUACGGCAGUGGCUAUGUGAGUGGAUAUCUGUCGCAGGAUACGCUGCGAUUAGCGGAUGUUGUUGUGCCCGGCGUGACCUUCGGGGAGACGCUGACGCACUAUCAGCCUGCCUUCAUUCCGACGACCUUCGAUGGCAUCGUGGGCCUGGGCUUCGGUGAGAUUGGCUGGCGCAACACGACACCCUUCCUGGAGCUCCUCUGCCAGCAGCAUCUCGUCGAGCAUUGCCUGUUCUCGGUCUAUCUGCGGCGCAUGCCUGGCGAGCUGUAUGGCGGCGAGAUCACAUUUGGGGGCAUUGACGAGUCCCGCUACCUGGGCGAUCUCCACUAUGUUCCGUUGUCCAGGGUCGGCUACUGGCAGUUCGAGAUGUCCAGCGUGGCUGUGGGCAAUCGACAAGUGGCAGAGAAGAUUGAAGUCAUCUUGGACACGGGCACCUCAUUUAUUCUGCUGCCAAUCGAUCUCUUUGAGGAGCUGCAGCGCGCCAUCGGGGCCAUCAUUGUGAACGGAUCGAACGUCGUUAGCUGCCAGGCGGAGAAUCUGCAAGAUGUUUACUUCCAUGUCGGAGAGAAGAAGUUUACUUUAAGCCCUGCCGACUAUGUGGUUAAGCUAGAAACUCCCAGUAAAACGAUCUGUAUCGCUGGAUUUAUGCCAAUCGAUGAGAGCUUCUGGGUGCUGGGCGAUAUAUUCCUGACGCGCGUUUACAGCGUUUUCGAUGCGGACGCCAAACGUGUUGGCUUUGCUGAAGCUGUUCUCGAGGAGAAUUAGCACAAUAUGAAUAAAAAUAAAGAAAUUUAAAAUAAUUCA